AAUCACUGAAAUGCCAGCACCGCUUUUAUUAUUAUAAUCUUUUUCUUUUCUGCCACAAUUGUUGCUUGUUUUCAUAUUUAACGGGAUGUCUUUUCCCACCACAAGUUCCCAGCAAGCCGAGACGAACCGCAAAAUACUCGAGGAGAUCCAGUCGAAGAAGCAGUUGCUGGCCGGCGGCAUCCUUAAUCUCGGAUUGAGCACCACGAGUCAGAUGCCCGCUCCUCAGUUACUGGGACAGCCGACGACCGUUAAUCCAGAUUUCCAGCUGGGCGUGGGCAUUGCCACUAAUGCCACGCCUACCGCCCGCUCUGCAUUUAAUCCAACGAGCUCUACAACUCUGGGUUUCUUUAUACCUCAGGAUUCGUAUUUUGGAAAUAGUUUCAUACCCGUGCUGCCACGUCUGGAGCCGCUGCCGUCGCCCGCGACUACCCCCACCACGCCCAACGCCCCCGCCACCCACAAUAUCAGCAAAUAG
Messenger RNA from Drosophila kikkawai, 475 nucleotides. Its product is annotated as SOSS complex subunit C homolog. NCBI's taxonomy places the organism in Eukaryota, Metazoa, Arthropoda, Insecta, Diptera, Drosophilidae. The record is from RefSeq and is a predicted model, not a curated record. Gene Ontology annotation, biological process: DNA repair. Gene Ontology annotation, cellular component: nucleus; nucleoplasm; SOSS complex.